This is a messenger RNA of Alternaria arborescens, 1962 nucleotides long. RefSeq lists its product as hypothetical. The transcript is spliced from 2 exons. Lineage: Eukaryota; Fungi; Ascomycota; Dothideomycetes; Pleosporales; Pleosporaceae. The record is from RefSeq and is a predicted model, not a curated record. The coding region runs from base 1 to 1962 and encodes 653 amino acids.
AUGGGCGAAACCGAAUCAUCCACACCUCGCUCCACCGCCGAACCACAGCUCAAGGCUGCCAAAGACAAGAACUGUCCCUUUUGCGGCCAGGCAUUCACUUCAUCCAGUCUGGGACGCCACCUAGACCUGUACAUCAGACCCAAAAACCCAAAGGCGCCCGACGGUGUCCAUAAUGUCGACGAGAUCCGGAAGCUGCGAGGCGGCAUCACCAGGCGACAGGCCAAGGGCAGCGUAUCAACGCCGCGCCGCGAUGAUAGCGGCACCAGUACGCCUGCAAACAAGAAGCGGAUAGCGAGCGAAGAUUCUGUCCUUGUCGGCAGCCCCGAGGACGAUGAUGAGCCGCUAGAGAUUGGCAAGACGAGGGGGCAGUUCAAGGAUGUGAGCUGGGGAAGCAGCAACCGGCCUUCAAGGCUAAACACCAAAACACCAGACCCUCGCCGUGAUGCAUCGCGGCAGACGCGCAAGGCCGACCUCGACCAGAGGCAGAAGACCAACGAGGAAAAUGAAAUUGCGAGCGCCACCGAGAUGGCGCUGCGGGAGCUGUUGAAGAGCGUGCGAGACGCCAAUGCCAAAGCAUCUGGCUCCGGCCUCUUCGACUUCGACCCCUACACGCAAAACUUCCCCUCACUGUGCCUCCAAAUCCUCCCCGCGCCCUCAACCCUCUUCUCACCCACGCCCUUUCCUACGUCCGAGUCAUGGUCCAUCACCCCGCCGGGACAGAAGCAGUUCGAAGCACUGAAUAAGCAGGUCCGCGAGCGUCUGCUUGCCUACCAACGCCAGCGUCAGAUCAACCAGGUCUACCCGUCAGGCUCGCACUCAUCCGCUCCUUCCACCAACACCUCACCCCUACCCACACCACCGCUCUUUGACCACGACCCACAACGUCUCUUUGGCCACAUUGCAGACGCCUACCACCACUGGACACAACAGUCAGACAAGACGAGGCAGGAGUACUGGCAGAUUGAGAUACUGCGCUGCUAUGCCCGUGCCGACGACAGGCGACGGGAAGCUGAGGUGCAGCUGGGGAACGCACGUCGAGAGAUUGAGUACUUGAAAGCCAACCGCUGGACUUCGGGAGCUCCCGAUGUAUCGCCCAUCAGUAUCAACCUCGGCACCGACACUGCCAAAGAGCUUGCCAAGCACGGUAUGGACUACCGCAACUGGGACUACGACCGCCUCAUCGACAAGUGGCGGACCGCUAUACGUGAGAACAGGGCUUCAGUUUCCGGUAUGAAUGCUCAGAAGCCACUCCCCAGCAGCACUAGUUCUAGGAGCUGCUCCAUGGCUAGUCUCCCACCAACGCAGUUUGCUACCGUGAAUCAGCCUAGGCAAGGCAGCCCAAUCAAGGUCGAGACAAACAUGCCCUUCAGUGCACCACCCACCGUAUGUGGUGAUGGAGACAACGACCAAGUCGAUGCAGAGGGCGAUGAUGACGACGAUGAUAUCGACCUGACUCCCCAGACUAUCGAGGAGGACGAAUCGAUGCACCAGAUGCAGCAUCAAGCCCAACAGCAGGCCUUGCACCAUCCCCAGCCCCAACAUCACCAUGGAGCUCCCCUCCAACCGACGCCACCGCAUCCCUCACAGCAGUUUCAACCACACAUGCAGACCACCCACAUCAGCCAGGCUCAGAUUGCGCAGGCGCAGGCUCAAGCCCAAGCAUGGGCAGCCGCGCGUCAGCACAUGAACCAGUCACGCAAUCAAGACUUCCGCCCACAUCAGCAGCAUCAGCUCUCGCCUCAUUUACAGCACGUCGGCUCAGCUGAUAGCAGUCGACGAGAAUCGCUCGCCAUGAUGGAUCCACACGGCAUGAACCAGAACAACAUGAGCGCCAUGGGCAGCUCCAUGAUGUCAGGGGGUAUGGACAGUCUCGACAGCCGUCAAGACCAGUUUCUUCACAUGGAUAUGGGCAUGUCGACGGGCUUUGUCGGCUCGAACGAUCCCAGCGUCACAAUGGGUUAA